Messenger RNA from Formica exsecta, 5126 nucleotides. RefSeq names its product claspin. Gene Ontology annotation, biological process: mitotic G2 DNA damage checkpoint signaling; mitotic DNA replication checkpoint signaling; activation of protein kinase activity. Lineage: Eukaryota; Metazoa; Arthropoda; Insecta; Hymenoptera; Formicidae. Gene Ontology annotation, molecular function: anaphase-promoting complex binding. The record is from RefSeq and is a predicted model, not a curated record. Bases 352 to 4887 code for a protein of 1511 amino acids. The transcript has 9 exons.
CCAAGUCAUUCCAUUUGGCAAACCUGGCCACAUACGGAACAUUUUUCGUGACCACUUUUUUUCUCUCUACGCUAUCGAGAUAACUCUCCUUACUCUUCCUUCAUGACUGUAGUAUAGAGUUCAAUGCUUCACAUAGGCCGGUAUUCAUAGUUCGUUCCACAGGCUCAAUCCAGUUUAUAUAUCUAUAGCUUAAAGAAAAAGACAAUAAAUUACGUGUAUUAUUAGCUAUGAUAUAACGGCCGAACAAAAGCACUUUUAUAAAUUCAACAUACCUGCGUGCCUAAGAGAAUGAAAAGAAAUGGCAGAUUUUUGACAACGGCAAUGAUUACUUAACAUCUACUACUUGCUACAAUGGAAGUUUCAUCAAGUAACAAAGAUUUCAACGAAAAGGAACACUUCAUCAAUAACAGUGAAUCAAAUAUCUCUAAUGAUAUUCCAAGAUGCAAUGACGAAAAAGGAGCACACAAUAGGAAAGAUGAGAAAAAUGUUGAAGAAAACUUAGAAAAUAUCGCAUGCGAUUCUGUGUCGAUUAACAAUAGUUAUCUAGAUAAUGAAAGUGACCAUAACAAACCAGGGGAUAGUAAAAAGAAUGAAUUGAGAGCUAGUGAUAAAUACUGCAAUGAAGAUAACAACAUUAAUAAUACUAAAAAAUUAUUAUCAAAAAGAUUUUUAAAUCUUGUGGAUAGCGAUUCCGAAAAUGAAUCUACUUUGUAUGAAACAUUGACAAAAACUUAUAGUCCCAAUGAAAAUGAUGAACAUUUAAACAUUGCAAAAUAUAAGAAAAAUCUUAAAAAUAAAAAUGCAAGAAUGGAAAGCGAAUAUGAAGAUGACACACAGAUGAGCAAGAUUAAUAACUUUUCUCAAACUGUUGAUAAAACUAUAAAUAUUACUACUAGUGGCUAUCAAUCUUUAAUAGAUUCUGAAUCUGAAGAAGAAGAAGGAGAAACACAGGAUUCUGUUGUUGCAUUUGAAAAAUUUAACAUAUCUGAGGAUAAAAGUAGUAAAAAAGAAUUUGUUAAAAAGAGAAAGGGAUCUAUCAGAGCUUCAAAAGAUGAUGCAAUGCGUCAGAUACAUAGUGAAACCCAACGUUUAUUAAGAGAAACAGAAAUUUCUCUACCAUAUCACAAACCAAAACAGCGUACGUUACAGGAAUUCUUGAACAGAAAGAAAAUAUUGGCAUCUCUUCCAAAGGCACCUACAACAGUUGCAAAACUGAAAAUGUCAUCUGCAAUAGUAAGCCAAGUUGUUGCGGAAAAAGAAAGAGAAGCAGAAUUCUUUUAUAAAUCUUCAGAUUCAGAAGAUGAUACGCAACAAUCUAUAUCUUUUGCUGCUAGAGAUAUAAAAAAGUCUUCCAUUACAUAUAAAAAAAUGCCAUUGACAGAUGUCAAAAAUAUGUGUAUACAAAAUUCUCAAAAAAUUGAUACAAGCAAUCAAGCUAUACAUAAUGAAGGAAAGAUUGUACAAGACCAUAUAUAUCUCAAUACAUCUAUGGUAUCUGAAAAAGAUUUUAGCAAAGUAGAUUAUCAAAAUAAAGAGUCAUCUUUCAUAACUGAGAAUAGCAGUAAUCAUGAUGAUGAAUCUAAUACAUUAUUACAACAAAUAGAUAAUGAAGACAAACAAAACCAUCAAAAAUGUAAUGUAUCGAGAAAAUUGUUUGAUACAUGUUUUGGGAGCAAAACAAAUGAAGAUUCUGAUCUAGAUUCCAACAAACAAGAGACCGAAGGAAUAGUUAAAACUAUUAUUACUUCCUUGGAGAAGGAAAAAUAUAUCAAUUAUAAGAAGAAAUCAGAAAUUAGUAUGACAGAAAAUCACAUAUCAGAAAUAUCACAAGUAUAUCAAUGUGAUUCUGAAGCAAUUAACAUAGAUAGAAAUAAAAAUUUGAUUGCAGAAACAAAAAUAUUAGAAAUUCCUAAUGAUAUAAGUAAUAAGGAAAUAGCUGAAACUCUUCAAAGGGAUAAUUAUAAGAUAGAUAAUAUUGUUACAUUUGUAAAUUCUGAUGAUUUUAUUAUAAUACAAGAUGAAAAUGAUAAAAAAAAGGAUAAGUACGAUAAAACGGAUAUAUCACCAUCUAUUAUUUUAACUGAUGACACUCCAUCAAAAUAUGAAAAUAAUUCUUUAACAGAAGAAUGUAAAGACUCUGAUAAUCAUGCACUUGGUUUGCCAUUUUCGAAAUUUGUAGAUGAGACUUUAAUUGAUAGAAAAAAAUUAUUACCAAAAUUAGUACCAAAUUCUAUAGUUACACUAAAAGGAUCACCAGGUAUGAUUAUUGAUUUGACGAAUAAUGUGAAAUCAUAUGGAAAAGGUGUAAAUACUUUAUUAGAUAGAUUUUUCUGUAAACAUGUUAUUAAUGCAAAAAGACAGGCUAACGAUAAAUCUCAAGAAACUAUGGUAGACUUACAAAAUACUCCAAACAGUCCUCUUUUGAUUAAGGAAUUACUUCCAUAUAAUUUACCCACUAAUACUGAUAAUCCUGAGUUGAGUAAGCCUGGGGCCAAGUUAAUACGUUUAAAAGAAGAUCUAAAGUUACAAAUGACUAUAAAACGUAAUGAAGAAUGGAAGCAUAAAAAAAUAGAAUUACAAGAAAAAGAAAAAUGGGAUGAGGAAGAAGAGAGUGAUUAUGAUUCAAAUGGACAGGAAAAAAUUCCUAAUUUUGAAUCAAGUGAUAGUGGAGAAAGCGAACUCGAAGAGGAUGAUAUUUGUAUUAAGGACAAAAAAAGGAGUAAGUGCUUACUUGUAGACGACGAAGUUGAAGUUACAGACAAUGAAGAUUCAAGUACAGAUGCAGAAGAGACAUAUAGCAAGAAUGAUGUGGUUCAAGCAAAAUAUAACAAUAAACAGUCCGCAAACCUUAAGUGUAGAGAAGAACAUAUGGAUGAUAGUACAAGUGAAAUAGAGACUGAACAGGAAGAAGAUGUAAUAGAUUCCGACACAGAUAUAGAGAAUAGAAGUGAAUAUGAUUCUAAAGAAAAUGAUAAUAAUAUUUGUAAAAACUUUGAUAUUAUUAAGAAUAAAAAAGAUAAAACAAAGCAGUUGAUAGAGGAGUUUCAAGGCGAUUUAAACAUUACAAAUCCGAUCUAUCCGGAAAAUGAUAAUAAACAAUUAAAAAACGUUUUGAAAGAUGUAAAUAUGUAUGGGAUACAGUAUGAAGAUAAUGAUUUAAUAAGUGAGAACAAAAGCAAUAUGCCUGCUAAUCAAAAGGAUGCAGAAGUUAUUACUAGAAGCCAAAUAAAUAAGACACCUUCGACAAAGACAAGUAUGCUUGACUUUGUUUCUCCUAUAACACAAUUAAGUGUAUUAAAUACUACUUUGGAUUCUCCAAAAAAUAAGAAAGAUACACUAGAAGAUAAAGAAUAUCUGUUUGAUGCAGAUGAGAAAUCCAUUUUUAUGGAAAACACACAAAGCGAUAGGUCUUCUGAAUAUGCACAAAAUAUUGGAAACAAAAAUAUUUUAAGGAAAAAACUAUUUGACGAUACUAAAGAAACUGUUGAUGAUGAAUAUCUUAUGCGAUUAUGUUCAGGUAAAUUUGACUCCACGCAAAAAACCGAUUUAGAUUUAUCUUUACAAACGACUAACAGUAAAUCGCGAUUAUGUCCAGAAAAUUGGAAUACGAAACUGAUCGAUAUCAAAGAAUUAAAAAGUCUUGAAAUAGAAGAUAAAAACUCUCAAGAUGUAAAACUGAUAUUAGAUGAAGAUUCUAAUAAUUCUGUAAAUCACAUGAGCAAAAUGGAACAAGUUGGUGAAAUAGUUUCGGAAUUAAAACUGACGAUUGUUUCUUCAGACGAUGAUGAUCAAUUGGAUGAAACGGAUACGUUUUUGAAACCCAGAAAACGUUCAGUAAAAAGAUUGCAUUUAUCUGAUUCGGAGGAGGAAAAUGCUCAAUCGUCCGACGAAGAGAACGAUGGUAUGGAUAAGGAGACAGAAGAACAAUAUAUAGAUUAUGAUUCCGAAGAGAACGAAGUUGUACCGGAAAAAGAUAUAAAAAAAGUUGCGGCUGAUUUUUUGGAUGAAGAGGCUGAAUUGAGCGAAAGUGAUUGGGAUUCCGCUGAUGAGGACGAAAAAGAUUUGGAUAAAUUAGAAUACGAAGAAGCUGAUGACGAACAUAUAGACGAACAUGAAAUGAAAAAUCAAUUGGAGAAGAUUCAUAGAACGUACAUGAGACAGGUGCUAAAUGAAGAUAAAAAGGAAGUUAGAUUACUUCAAGAAUUAUUAUUUGAGGAUGGAGAUUUGCACACCAAUGGAAUAAGUCGCGAGCGCAAGUUCAAGUGGAGAAAUAUAGAUAAAUUAGAAAGUAAUAAUGAAAUGUCACAAGCAUCUGACGAGAAGGAUGGCUGGAUAGAUGUGCAAGAAGAAGAGGAAGAAGCAAAGUGGAGUAAACUCAGGCAAGAAAGAGACAAGUUUCUUGAAGACAGGAUGAAAUGUUCGAAUAAUGAAAUUGAGGAUGAGUUAUGCAAUAGUCAAAUUUUUAAAUUUGGACUGGAAGCGCUUAAAAAGAUUAAGAAUGAUGAAUCUCAAGAACUAUAUGCUUCUGAUAACAAAAUAGAUUCAUCUGAAAACAUGGAACCAAUUAUGCCGCGAAAUAUAACAGACUUAUUGAAUAGACCAAAUACCGGAAAAAAAUCCCAGACGAUAUAUAAUGUUAUAAAAAAACGUUCGCUUUUAACUCGAGGAGAAGAGUCGUUGGCGAAGAUAGCUUCAUUGGCAAAGCAAGGUGAAUCUGCUUCUCAUACAAUAAAUGCAAGAAAUUUUGUCUUUCAAUAUAUUAACCUAAAUAAUACAUCUGAAAAGAACGACAAAAUUAGAGAGGAAGAUGAGGAUUCACAAGGCAAGCCUCAGAAGAGAAGAGCAACAUCAAAUUUUUCAUUGACAACGAAAAAAAGACGAAAAUAAAACUGUUCUUUUGGAAAAAAAAUAAUUUUAAUUUUAUUUUUACACAAGUAAUAUUUAAUAUAGUUUUAAAUUAUUACAAAUUAAUUAUAAACUUAUUUUUGUUAAGCUAUUUCUGGAAAUUUAUUAUAUAAGAAUUUAAUAAUAAAAUAGGAAUAAGUGGGUCUUUUUUAUAUAUAUAAAUAACAAAUAUGUACAUUACAAUAUAAUAAAGAAGUUUUCCUUUUUCAUUUUUAUAAAAG